AUGGCAUCCACUACUACCUUCCUCAAUCUCCCAGCAGAGAUUCACCUCAUGAUCUGCGAGUAUCUUGACCCUGCCUCGGCAGUGGCAUUGAAAAAUGCAAAUAAGUACCUCCGGUCCGCCGUUACCGUCAAGGAUCCAAAGUACUUCAAGUCGGAAGAUUUCAAUGUUUACCACCUGACGCUAGAAAUGUGGCCAGAGUACACGGGUCACUUCUUUUGUUUCGAAUGUUGGAUAUUUCUGCCGGCUGACAACUUUACCGACGAGCAAAUCACCGGCAAAUGCGGAAAAAAUGGCUACGCAGCGUCGAGGAGAUUCUGCAUCUCCUGUGGCACAAACGGGGGAACUUACCAUCCUUACCACAAUACCGCCAUGGAUGACCAGAUGGCAUAUUAUUACCGACACCCGCAGUGA
This is a messenger RNA of Aspergillus pseudoviridinutans, 411 nucleotides long. RefSeq lists its product as uncharacterized. Gene Ontology annotation, molecular function: protein binding. Bases 1 to 411 code for a protein of 136 amino acids. Lineage: Eukaryota; Fungi; Ascomycota; Eurotiomycetes; Eurotiales; Aspergillaceae. The record is from RefSeq and is a predicted model, not a curated record. The transcript is spliced from 2 exons.